Entelurus aequoreus (snake pipefish) is the source of this 5111-nucleotide messenger RNA. RefSeq names its product adenosine deaminase 2a (gene ada2a). The coding region runs from base 154 to 1689 and encodes 511 amino acids. The transcript is spliced from 10 exons. Gene Ontology annotation, biological process: inosine biosynthetic process; adenosine catabolic process. Gene Ontology annotation, molecular function: adenosine deaminase activity. NCBI's taxonomy places the organism in Eukaryota, Metazoa, Chordata, Actinopteri, Syngnathiformes, Syngnathidae. The record is from RefSeq and is a predicted model, not a curated record.
AUCACAUCCAAGGGGCGGGCCUUACGAGGUAUCAUACCCAGCUUGCUUUUGACAACAAGACCCACCAGAAAAACACUCCAACAUCUUUUUUUGACGUCUUUUUGCUGACUUCUUUAUUUGCUGACAAAACGCCUUAAGACUUUCGGGUGGAGGAUGGUAGCCGAGUACCAGCGCCCUCUGGUGGCGGUGAGCUGUAUACUACUGUGGCAUGCAGCAGGUGUUCUGUCCAUGCCAGACCCUAGGACCAGAGAGGCUCUCAUACAGCAGGAGGCCUCCCAGCAGACCGGGGGACAAGUGGUGCUGACGGACCUGGAGAAACUUCUAGACGCCCGGUUGUCUGAAAUGAAACAAGAGGAAAUGAGGAAGGUACAUUUCCCUCCGUCGAUGCACUUCUUCCAGGCUCGACAGUUCAUCCGAAGCAGCCCCAUUUUCAACCUGCUGCAGAAAAUGCCCAAAGGUGGAGCGCUGCACGUGCACGACCUCGCUAUGGGGGAUCAUGAAUGGCUGGUGAAAAACGUGACGUAUCGACCCAACUGUUACAUGUGUGUCACUGACAAACGCUCGAUCCGUUUUAUCUUCUCGUCGGGGAGGCCUGAACCUUUACAACAUUGUUCCGCAUGGAUGCUGCUGGAAAAUCUCAGGAGAAAAAUGGGCGACGUCACUGAUCUGGACAACAGCAUCCUGGCCAACCUGACCCUCUUCACCGAUGGCAAUCCCGCAGCUUUGUAUCCCAACCAGGAUGUGGUCUGGGAGAAGUUUGAUCUAGCCUUCAAUGCUGUGAGAGGUCUGAUCACGUACGCUCCCGUCUUCAGAGACUAUUACUACAACGGUCUCAAACAGUUCUACAUGGACAACGUCAUGUACGUGGAACUACGUGCUUUACUGCCUCAGACAUACGAGCUGGACGGCAGCACUCACGACUCGACGUGGGCUCUGAAAGCCUACCGUGACGUCACUAAGGACUUCAUAGGCGACCACCCAGACUUCUUUGGAAGCAGAUUCAUCUUUAUCGUUCCAAGGAACAUGGAUGAAUCUGCAAUGAGGGGAGUUAUGGAGUAUGCCAUGAAGCUGCAGAGAGACUUCCCAGAUUUAAUGGUUGGCUUUGACUUGGUAGGUCGUGAGGAUAAAGGAAAUCCACUUUGGUAUUUCCGAGAGGCCUUAUCAUUGCCAGCAGAAAGGGGCGUGACACUUCCCUUCUUUUUCCACGCUGGAGAGACAAAUCUGGAGGGCACAGACGUUGACCAGAACCUGCUGGAUGCUCUUUUGUUUAAUACAUCACGAAUCGGCCAUGGGUUUGCUCUGACUCGCCAUCCAUUGGCCCGAGAUCUUUCUAUGAAGAGAGGCGUGGCUGUGGAAGUAUGUCCCAUUUCCAACCAGGUUUUGAAGCUGGUAGAAGACCUGCGAAACCACCCAGCUGCGAUGCUGAUGGCCCAGAAUCACCCAGUGGUCAUAAGUUCUGACGAUCCGGCCAUGUUUGGUUCGUCCGGCCUCUCCUACGACUUUUACGAGGCUUUUGUGGGCUUCGGUGGGCAAAAGUCCAAUGUGGGGACCCUCAAACAACUGGCCAUCAACUCCAUUCUGUACAGCUCGUUGAGCCCAGAGCUGAAGAACAAAGCUCUGGACAUGUGGCAGCGAAAAUGGGACAAAUUUGUUUCUGAGUGCUUUAUCGAAACAACGCUGCGGUUAUGACAAUUUUUUUGCACUUAUGCCACAAUGCUUCCUCUAAAGACUCUUAAUAGUGUUGCUGUGCCAUGAGCAGGUAGGGAAGUUGUAUGUUUGGUGCUACAGUAUCCUGGACAUUCAUUGACACAGUUCACUGGUGGAUGAAAGCUCUGUGACCUCACCAACUUUAAAUGCUGCAUACGUUCUUUUUUGCUAAAGUCUUAACAUCAGAUUAGUGACGUUACCAACAUUUUUUGGGGGGGAGCUCAUCUUCUCCGUGUUACAUCUGAGUGUACACCAUCUCUGUUUUUGUAUGUUUAUGUUCAGGGGAAACUCCGUUAUCACUUCACAAAUAUAAUUUAAUAGUUUCAACCCGUUCUUUCACUAAUGUUUACAAGAUUCCGAGAUGUUGCGAUUGCGCCAAUCAAUCAAUGCCUAUGUAUUUUGGGGCCUGUUCUCCCAUUUGCAUUAAGGUGUAUUUUUAAAGCGCUUGAAGUUACACACAUUUCUCUUAUUCGUCCUCCCCAUCCAGCCUGCGUACACGCCCACACUGGGUAAUUUAGGCAAAGGUGCCUUAGUCAGGAAUGAAGGUGGCUCAUUAUUAAUAACAUGCCAUUUUUUUAUUGGCUGUGAGAAAAUCAUCAAACAGGGAGUUUUACUGACACUUGAAAUCCAUGAAAAAGAUAACACUUUACAGGCCUACUGAAAUGAUUUUUUUUUAUUUAAACGGGGAUAGCGGAUCUAUUCUAUGUGUCAUACUUGAUCAUUUCGCGAUAUUGCCAUAUUUUUGCUGAAAGGAUUUAGUAUAGAACGACGAUAAAGAUCGCAACUUUUGGUAUCUGAUUAAAAAAAAAGGCUUGCCCCUACCGGAAGUAGCGUGAUGUAGUCAAUUGAACAUAUACGCAAAGUUCCCUAUUGCUUACAAUGAUGGCCGCCAGAAGUGAGAGAGAUUCGGACCGAGAAAGCGACGAUUUCCCCAUUAAUUUGAGCGAGGAUGAAAGAUUUGUGGAUGAGGAAAGUGCAAGUGAAGGACUAGUGGGGAGUGGAAGCGAUUCAGAUAGGGAAGAUACUGUGAGAGCCGGGGGUUACCUGAUAUUCAGCUGGAAAUGACUAAAACAGUAAAUAAACACAAGACAUAUAUAUACUCUAUUAGCCACAACACAACCAGGCUUAUAUUUAAUAUGCCACAAAUUGAUCCCACAUAAUAACACCUAGGUGUUUGUUAUGCUAGCUCCUAGCUACUAGCUCGAGCUAGUUAUAGCUCGAGCGGUAUAUGGACGGGAUCCUGUCCAUAAAAUCCGCCAAUACAAUUCAAACACCUGCACAACACACACACUCACUCAGCCCAAAGGACCGUUCACCUAACUAAAGGUUCAUAAAGCUUAUAUAUUUAACCAAAGUUACGUACGUGACAUGCACGUACGGGCAAGCGAUCAAAUGUUUGGAAGCGCGCGGGUGGGACCUGAUAUUCAGCUGGGAAUGACUACAACAGUAAAUAAACACAAGACAUAUAUAUACUCUAUUAGCCACAACACAACCAGGCUUUUAUUUAAUAUGCCACAAAUUAAUCCCGCAUAACAAACACCCAGGUGUUUGUUAUGCUAGCUCCUAGCUACUAGCUCGAGCUAGUUAUAGCAAGCGAUCAAAUGUUUGGAAGCGUACUCACGGUAUCGCGUCUGCGUCUGUUAACGAAGUCAAAGUCCUCCUGGUAAGAGUCUCUGUUGUCCGAGUUCUUCGAUCUUGACUGCAUCUUUCGGGAAUGUAAACAAUGAAACACCGACUGUGUUGUGUUGCUGACUUCCCUCGCAAAAUACUCCGCUUUCUUCUUUGCUUGCUCAGCUUCUUUCUCCAUAAUGCAAUGAACAAAUUGCAACAGAUUCGCCAACACAGCUGUCCAGAAUACUGUGGAAUAAUGAGAUGAAAACAGAGCUAUUUCGUAUUGGCUUCAAUGGGGAAGCCAUACCUCUGUUAAACUGGCUACGUCACGCGCAUACGUCAUCCUCAAAGGCGUUUUGAACCGGAAGUGUGGCGGGAAAUUUAAAAUUGCACUUUAUAAGUUAACCCGGCCGUAUUGGCAUGUCUUGCAAUGCUAAGAUUUCAUCAUUGAUAUAUAAACUAUCAGACUGCGUGGUCGGUAGUAGUGGGUUUCAGUAGGCCUUUAAAUGUGAAAAGGUCGAUUUAACCGUAUCUGUGUCGCCAUGGUGAUGUGCUUUAUAUAUGCAGGCGACAACAGCGUCUUCUUUCUGGCUAGAUAUACUGUAACUCCGUAGAUUAAACGGAUGUUAAGAGUUCUGUUUAGUACAAAUGUUUGUGAAGCCGUGACGCAUCAAAGGGUGUAUUUGUGUGUGCAUGCAAAUCACAGCAUGACAGCUGACAGUUUGGCAUUAACUGUCAAAAAACACCCGAAUCAGUUGAUUAUAAUUGAUAACAUAUUUCUGUUAUUAUGCUUGCGACAUUCUUGUUGAUCAUAUGUGUUUAGUAAAGCGAUUGUUGAGCUGCUCCUCUGCCUUUUUAUAGCGUUUGAUAGAUACUAAUUCUAUUAAAUAGUCACAUAGUUCAAUGAUCACGGUCCAGCUGAAAUAGUUGUAUGUAUUAAACAUAUAACAUGUCACCUCGCGUUUAAUGCCGUGGUCGCCUCUCUCCACUUUUAUCCUCAUCUCACUAAAUACCUCAAUUGAAGCAAUCAGAAUAUAUUUGAUAGUUUUCUGGAAGUUUCCUUUAUUAUUUUAUUACAUUGCAGCCUCAGAAGCGCGUAAGGAAAAUAAGUAUUUAAGUCAAUGGGAGAUUGGGAAGGCCUGAUUUGACAGGAGACUCCUACAUUUUUAAGGGCUGUUCCACCCAAAGUGCAUAUCUUGGAUGAAAGCGCGCAGUGACAGACUUAAGUUUAGGGGGAGAAUGCUACAUAGCCAGAAUCCACAAAAAUGUGUGCACUUUUUUUUCGGGAAAGUAGGGCCAUUUUUUCUAAUCCCCUUCCAUUUCCCUUUCACGUUUUGGCCUAUCGUCGUCAUUUUUGGCCACCACGAAUCCUUAAAUAGCGCUCAAAGUGACCCAGCAUCCACUGUUUGUCGUGUAGACAAAUCAGGAACAGCUGAUCACCCCCUGCAGUACUGGAGGGGAACAGUAGCACCUGACACAUUAUGACUUUUCAUUCAAACAAAUCAGACGUAUUUAAGUUUGUUCCGCACUUUGUUGAAUGCUGGUGUAGUUGUGCCUUACAAUGAGGGGAUAUAUUGCCACUGUGUUUUUAUGUGGGCGGAUGUUUUUGAAUGUCAUUGUUGUCUAAGGUUUUUGGGGAAACAUUUUUUUUUUAGUGUGGUUCCAUGUAGUAUUUGUGUGUGUACUUUGCUUGUAUGUUUUAACAUGUGAAAGUGUUGUAUUUUAAAUUUACAUUUCUUAGUAAUUUUGUCACAUUGAUUGUGGCAUGUGUUAAUAAAUCGUAAUUGUGUUUU